UGGAGUUUUAAGGAAUACAAUAAUACAAUAUACAUCUCUACCUUUUAAAGGCUAUUGAAUGGCUUUUGUGGAGAAACCUGCGAAAUAAAGGAGCCUCGGAAGAAGAGAUUUCUUUUUCUCCUCCUCUCUGGAUAUAAUGGCCAUUGCAAAGCAAAGCAUCUUGAGAUUUGGCUUCCAGUGUGCCUUCCUCGCAGUUUUUACCCUCACCUGCGAUGGUCACGGGGGGAAGAGGGAGAACGGUGGCCCUGCCUGCUACGGAGGAUUCGAUUUGUAUUUCAUCCUGGACAAGUCAGGCAGCGUCCUGCACCACUGGAACGAGAUCUAUCACUUUGUGGAGCACCUGGCCCGCAAGUUCAUCAGCCCUCAGCUGAGGAUGUCCUUCAUUGUUUUUUCAACCAGAGGGACAAUUCUAAUGAGGUUAACAGAAGACAGGGAGCAGAUCCGCCAGGGCCUGGAGGAGCUGCAGAAGGUGCUGCCAGGAGGGGACACGUACAUGCACGAAGGAUUUGAGAGGGCAAGUGAACAGAUUUACUACGAGAAUGUUCACGGUUACAGAACUGCCAGUGUCAUCAUUGCCUUGACAGAUGGAGAGCUCCACGAGGAUCUAUUUUUCUACUCUGAGAGGGAGGCCAACCGCUCUCGGGACCUGGGGGCCACCGUGUACUGUGUGGGGGUGAAGGACUUCAAUGAGACCCAGCUGGCCCGGAUUGCUGACAGCAGAGAUCAUGUCUUCCCUGUCAACGAUGGCUUUGAGGCCCUGCAGGGCAUCAUAGACUCUAUUUUGAAGAAGUCCUGCAUAGAGAUCCUGGCAGCAGAGCCCUCCAGCAUCUGUGCAGGGGAGUCCUUCCAGGUGGUGGUGAGGGGGAAUGGCUUUCGCCACGCCCGCAACGUGGACCGGGUGCUCUGCAGCUUCAGGAUCAACGACACGCUCACCCUCAAUGAGAAGCCUUUCGUGGUGGAGGACACCUACCUGCUGUGCCCAGCACCUGUGCUCAGGGAAGUUGGCAUGGAAGCAGCUCUUCAAGUCAGCAUGAACGAUGGGCUGAGCUUCAUCUCCAGCUCUGUCAUCAUCUCCAGCACGCACUGUUCCGACGGGACCAUCCUGGCCAUCGCCUUGCUGAUCCUCUUCCUCCUGCUGGCCUUGGCUCUGCUCUGGUGGUUCUGGCCCCUCUGCUGCACCGUGAUCAUCAAGGAGCCUCCCCCACCUCCUGCAGAAGACAGCGAGGAGGAAGAUGAUGAUGGGCUGCCAAAGAAGAAGUGGCCAACAGUGGAUGCCUCUUACUACGGAGGGCGAGGAGUGGGCGGCAUCAAACGGAUGGAGGUGCGCUGGGGGGAAAAGGGCUCCACGGAGGAAGGUGCCAAGCUGGAGAAGGCCAAGAACGCCAGGGUGAAGAUGCCAGAGCAGGAGUACGAGUUCCCUGAGCCCAGGAACCUGGGCAGCAGCAUGCGCCGGCCCUCGUCCCCUCGCAGGUGGUACUCCCCCAUCAAGGGGAAGCUGGAUGCCCUCUGGGUCCUGCUGAGGAAGGGCUACGACCGCGUGUCCGUGAUGCGUCCCCAGCCCGGAGACAAGGGCCGCUGCAUCAACUUCACGCGGGUGAAGAACGCGGAGACCCCCCCCAAAUACCCCCUGAACAACUCCUACCCCUCGGCCCCGCCCCCGGCGCCCAUCUACACCCCCCCUCCGGCCCCUUCUGGAACCUUCUCCCCUCUCUCCUCCGGCUGA
Molecule: messenger RNA, 1723 nt
Organism: Onychostruthus taczanowskii (white-rumped snowfinch)
Lineage: Eukaryota; Metazoa; Chordata; Aves; Passeriformes; Passeridae
Gene: ANTXR1
Product: ANTXR cell adhesion molecule 1
Exons: 19
Coding region: 137-1723 (528 amino acids)
Cellular component (GO): membrane
Molecular function (GO): signaling receptor activity
Source: RefSeq, a predicted model, not a curated record